AUGACACGAUACUAUCCGCUCUAUGUGCGCCGCUCUGAUGGAAAACUGGAGACGGUGCAUGGCAAGAAGAAGGAGAAGAACGAGCCGACACCCGAGCAGCUCAAUGACACGCCCGACUCAAACGGCGUGAGCGAUUACUACCGUCCGAUCGCUGAGGAUGAGCCGAAACACCUGGACUGGCGUCGCAAGCUAGGAGGCAUGCUGAUGCGCGAGCUUGCCGGGCCUGGCUCGGAGCACCAACACAAAGCAUGCAUGCUCGCCGCUCUCCCCGAGAACUACCGACUAUUCGAGCACAUCAAGUCGCGCGCCCACGAUGGCGAUCCCCAGUCCCGAAAGGCCUCAAAGAACCACGCAGGAGGCGGCCACGACCGCCAGGACGCAUACUUGUAUGGACAUCCCAUGGGCCGGAAGAAGCGUUUCAGAAGUCCCGCCGACUUCUUCCCACACCUGUUGUGGCUUGCCACGGACAAAGACGGAGAUGCGAACAACUGCAGCUGCAAGGUUUGCUGUCCCGAGGAGGUGCAGGAUGAGAAGCCAGCGAUCAAGAAAGAGGCCCCCGGGCAGCCAGCUGCGCAACCUGGAAAUGCCGGCAUUGGCAGAGACCCUUACGUCGCUAUUCAAAGACCUCCCAGCAGUCAAUCGUCGACGCCGAAAACUCAACCUGCAGUUCUCAACCGUCCAAGCUCAGCCGGCGCUCAAGCACAGCCUAACCCAGCUCCGGUUCAGCAAGCGCCUCCAGUACAACAGGUCCCUGCUCCUCGUACGACAACGCCGCAGAAUGCUCCUCAAACCCAGCCUCAGCCGGCCCCAUCUGCGAUUCCGCGACUGGCUUUGCCUGAUCACCAGCUCGACUCCCAAUAUCAUUCCCUUCUGUUCCGGCCUGGCGAAGUCGUAUGGAUGAGUCGCGGAGAGGCAUGGGGCCUGGGUGUUCUGAUUCGAAGGUACCUGACAAAGGCCGCCAACAACCAAGUCGAGCGCCACUACAUUGUCCAGCCGCUUUCACAUCCGCAUGACUUCCAGACACCGGUGCAUCUCAACGCCGAGAAUCUGCUUCGCCCUUGGCUUGCAUGGAGCGCACCUCCACUUACUUUUGCUCACCUCCAGAAUCGUCGGGAUCUUACGUAUGAGAAUGUGGAUUGGCAGGCUGCCGUCAGUGGACAGUACGGCCACGGCAACCCAGAAGUAGACGCGAGCAUUCUCGCGGCCAAAGCAGUCGACAACACCUACACUCCUUUCAAGCUGAUAAGCUCGCGUCCCGGCCCCGGCACCGAGGAGCGUCGUUGGGCGGGCGUAUUCCUUGGCGCAGAGAAGAUUUGGGUUGGAGAGCCUAUUCGGAUACAGAUGGACGUGCCCAACAUGAGUCUGCCCAUCAUGGUCGUCAUUGAUAUCGUGGAGCGAGUCCAGCAAGGCCGCUCAAGUAUCACUAUCUACGGAGACCUCUACGGCUUCAUCGGCAACCUUCCUCUCAACCAGCCUGUGCCACCAAUGGACCAUCUCCCGCCCCGAAUGAUCAUGGAUUUACGCUUCCGCAACCAAGUCUCCUCCAAGGCCAAUCGAAAAGGCGCAUGGAAGCUCCUGCGCUCCAUGCACCAGGUCCCCAUUGAGCAGGUCAAGGGCCGCUGGUACGAGAGCAGCGUGCUCCUGCCCAUCAUCCUCGGCGACAAGGACUUCGACAACACGAUCCGCUCCGGCAACCUGCAGGACGCGUCGCACUGGAUCAACGCGCGCAACGACAGCAACGAUGCCAACGCCAUCGGCGUGCGCCAGAGCCAGCGCAAAGACGCCUUCGGCCGCUCCGUCCCCGCCGCCGUCCAGAUCUCGGAUAGCCUGGACCCGCCGAGCCCCGAGGAGCUGCAGACUAUCGUCGCGCCGGCCCAGGCGCAGCAGGCGACUGACCCUGCGCUGAUGGUUGAUGCGGCUGGCUUUGGCGGCAUGGGGGCUGUUAGUGAUGUCGUUGGCGACUUUAUGAAUCUGGAUGGCGAUUUCAUAGCUGGUGCGGGUGCUGGUGCGGCGCAGGGAAAUCCGCAGGGAGGCCCUGGUGGGAGCAACUGGAGUAUGUGA
Lasiodiplodia theobromae is the source of this 2061-nucleotide messenger RNA. Its product is annotated as Transcription-silencing protein clr2 protein. Lineage: Eukaryota; Fungi; Ascomycota; Dothideomycetes; Botryosphaeriales; Botryosphaeriaceae. The record is from RefSeq and is a predicted model, not a curated record. Gene Ontology annotation, cellular component: rDNA heterochromatin; SHREC complex. The transcript is spliced from 2 exons. Gene Ontology annotation, biological process: silent mating-type cassette heterochromatin formation. Bases 1 to 2061 code for a protein of 686 amino acids.